AUGUUUAGUCGAAAAUUUAGUGAAUAUCAUGAGACGAUCGCAAGAUGUGCCGAUAAACGAAUUCAAACAUUGAGUGAAAUGAUAAAUGGAUGUUAUGCUGUUAAAAUGAACAAUUGGGAGGAACCCGUCGAGAAACAAGUCGAUUCAAUGCGUCAACAAGAAUUCGAUGCCAUUCGAAAGGCAUCUCGUAUGCGUGCGAUGAAUAUGGAAUUGUUCUUUGCAUUAAUGCCUUUGAUCACAUUGGCAACAUUAGUUGGUGUUUGGUUAACACAUGAUCAAUCUGUUAUAACGGGUCAAAUUCUCAUUGAUGAUGUAGAUAUCAGUCGUAUUAGUCUGAAACAUCUUCGGUCUCAUCUGAGUGUUAUUCCUCAACAAGCAGCACUCUUCAGUGGCUCUCUUCGAUCAAAUCUUGAUCCGUUCAAUCAUUAUUCAGAUGAACAAUGUUGGAAGGCACUCGAAGCUGUACAAUUCAAAACGUUUGUCGCAAGUCAUUCCGAUGGUCUUUUCUUGCCCAUCGCUGAAUCAGGCAUCAAUCUGAGUGCAGGACAACGUCAAUUGAUUUGUGCCACACGAGCCAUCCUUAAGCAAAGCAAAAUCUUGUUGAUCGAUGAAGCAACGGCUAAUGUCGAUCCAGAAACGGAUCAUGUCAUUCAACAAUUAAUCAUUCAUCAAUUUCAAGAUCGAACUGUCUUGACUAUUGCUCAUCGAAUCAAUACAGUGAUUCAGAGUGAUCGUAUCCUUGUUUUGAACAAAGGCCAAGUGGAAAGCUUCGAUGUACCUCAAAACAUUUUGCAUCAAUAUCAAUGA
Molecule: messenger RNA, 807 nt
Organism: Rotaria sp. Silwood2
Lineage: Eukaryota; Metazoa; Rotifera; Eurotatoria; Philodinida; Philodinidae
Source: the annotation of a GenBank genome assembly